AUGACGACUGCGUUCACCGAUGGCGCCACGCAUCGCGACUCCGCCGCCCGCUCGGAGUUCUCGUGCAUCCAUGAGCGCAACUUGCAGCUGAAUUCAGAGGACCGGUCAGGGUUGGUGUCUCGUUCAGGUGAUGACGCCAUCCAUCACGAGAUACGCCGACGAGAAAAACAGAAGGCUCAGAGGCCACUGACACGGUACCUGCCCGUGCGCGGCGCCGAGUGCGACCUGCGACAACAUGUGUCUGCGGGUCACCAGGUGGAGCUGUGCCCACACGUGCAGCUCACAUCAUCAUCCUGCCGUGGCUACCUGCACAAGCUGGGUGGCAAGUGGCGCUCGUGGAAGAAGCGCUGGUUCGUCUUUGACCGCUCGCGGCGGGCCCUCAUGUACUUCAGCGACAAGACUGAAACCAAGCUGAAAGUGGUGCCAUUUCAGGCCAUAGAAGAGGUCUAUGUGGACCACCUGCACUCUGUCAAGAGUCCAAACCCACGUGUGACGUUCUGUGUCAAGACAUAUAGCACCUUCCACCUAAUGGCACCCACAGCUGAGGCCAUGCGCUGA
Molecule: messenger RNA, 558 nt
Organism: Rhipicephalus sanguineus (brown dog tick)
Lineage: Eukaryota; Metazoa; Arthropoda; Arachnida; Ixodida; Ixodidae
Product: pleckstrin homology-like domain family B member 1
Source: RefSeq, a predicted model, not a curated record